UCGCUGUCCCUUCCUGGUCGACGGCCCUUUCAGGUGCUAAAACGUUCACGACCGGACACUUUCUGAACGACCUGCCGGAGCUUGCCCGUAUAGAUAUCGAACUCGCAUCCCCGCAUUGUUUGCGCCAUACCCUGCCGCUCUAAGGCUGCGCCCAGGACCAUUCGAUAUCACUUGAAGGGCUUGCUGAAUGCCAUUGGUGCCAAUGCAGCUAGCAAGUCGGUGCUGCCCAGCAAGCGUCCCACAGAUCUAUCUGGUCCACCGACCCUGUGCUGAUCGUCCCAAAAACCAUAAUCUGCACUUUGUGCUCAUGGGCCGGAGACAGCGCUUCCAGCUUCGGGCAGAUCUAGGAUCCGUUGAGCAGUGGGUGCCACGCUCUGCGCUCGCAACGCCAGCGUUCUGCUCCCAUGAGUUGCACGAUUACUGUAUGUACGCGUGUGGGAAACCAAGAUCAAGGCCUCGAAGCCUUGGGGUGUGAUAUCAAAACCAAUGAAAGACGGGCGGUAGAUGUCCGACAAUGGUGCGCAAUAAGGACGCCUCGCUGAGCUGUGAUC
This is a messenger RNA of Baudoinia panamericana UAMH 10762, 551 nucleotides long. RefSeq lists its product as uncharacterized. Bases 188 to 475 code for a protein of 95 amino acids. The transcript has a single exon. The record is from RefSeq and is a predicted model, not a curated record. Lineage: Eukaryota; Fungi; Ascomycota; Dothideomycetes; Mycosphaerellales; Teratosphaeriaceae.